CGUGUCUGCUGACCUGCUGCGCUGCAAUUCCAUUCAAUCACAUAAGAACUGCGAAAUCCAUUUUUGUUGGGAAGAUUGAAGUUUAAAGACAAAAGAAUCUAACAAAACUAGAAAGAGAGAAGAUGGGGGAUCUGUAUGCCCUUGAUUUUGAUGGAGUCAUCUGUGAUAGCUGUGGCGAGAGCUCUGUAUCUGCUCUUAAGGCUGCCAAACUACGAUGGCCCAACCUCUUCGAUUCUGUGGAUUCUGCUAUGGAAAGCUGGAUUAUUGAUCAAAUGCACGUCGUUCGUCCAGUGGUGGAAACAGGAUAUGAAAAUUUGUUACUCGUGAGGUUGCUAUUGGAGAUCCGGAUGCCUUCCAUUCAGAAGUCCUCGGUGCGUGUUGCAGCUGAACUCACUAACGACGGGAUAUUGGAAAACUGGUCAAAGUUGAAGCCUAUCAUUUUGGAGGAGUGGAAUGAAAACAGAGAUUCUUUAGUAGAACUCUUUGGAAAAGUCAGGGAUGAAUGGAUAGACAGUGACCUAUCAAGUUGGAUUGGUGCCAAUAGAUUUUAUCCAGGUGUAUCCGACGCUUUGAAAUUUGCAAGCUCGAGAGUAUAUAUUGUCACCACUAAACAGAGCCGAUUUGCUGAUGCAUUACUGCAAGAGCUGGCAGGAGUUGCAAUGCCAUCUGAUAGAAUCUAUGGUCUGGGAACUGGUCCCAAAGUAGAAGUGUUGAAACAGCUUCAAGCCAAACCAGAACAUCAGGGUCUCACACUCCAUUUUGUUGAGGAUCGGCUUGCUACUCUAAAGAAUGUCAUCAAAGAGCCCGAGUUAGAUGGAUGGAAUUUGUACCUGGGGGACUGGGGGUACAACACUCAAAAGGAGAGGGAGGAAGCAGCAGCCAUUCCCAGGAUUAACCUUCUUGGGCUCUCUGACUUCAGCAAGAAGCUGAAAUAAGUCUUGUGUACAUUCCUACUUUAUUUAAUUUUGAUACCUCCUCUUUACUGGCAGAGCAGAAGAAAUAAUGGGUCUUCACAUACUGCUUACCAAGGGUUGACCCAGUUCUUUUUCUU
Molecule: messenger RNA, 1051 nt
Organism: Telopea speciosissima
Lineage: Eukaryota; Viridiplantae; Streptophyta; Magnoliopsida; Proteales; Proteaceae
Exons: 9
Coding region: 123-935 (270 amino acids)
Biological process (GO): SNARE complex assembly
Cellular component (GO): endosome; lytic vacuole
Molecular function (GO): SNARE binding
Source: RefSeq, a predicted model, not a curated record